Molecule: messenger RNA, 1918 nt
Organism: Cucurbita pepo subsp. pepo (vegetable marrow)
Lineage: Eukaryota; Viridiplantae; Streptophyta; Magnoliopsida; Cucurbitales; Cucurbitaceae
Product: protein LYK5
Biological process (GO): protein phosphorylation
Molecular function (GO): ATP binding; protein kinase activity
Source: RefSeq, a predicted model, not a curated record
UUAAUCCAAAUAACUACCAACCAACUAUGACUCUAAUCUUCUCCACCUUCUUUCUUCUUCUUUCUUCACUCAUCACUGCUCAGCAGAAUUACUCGCCUCCCAGCUGCGGCGGCGAUACCGAGCCGUUCGGGCUGUACUCCUGCAACGGCCGAGCAAGCUCCUGUCGAGCUUUCCUCAUCUUCAAAUCCAAACCGCCCUACAAUUCCGUUCCUUCCAUUUCCAAUCUCACAUCCUCAAACCCAGAUGAAAUUGCCAUAGCUAACAACGUCACUGUCUUCUCGCUUCUAAAGCCAGACACGGCAGUCGUCGUUCCGCUUCACUGUUCUUGCAUCGACCAAUUCUAUCAAGCCAAUGCCUCGUUUGUCCUAGCGUAUUCUCAAACUUAUUACUUUGUUGCCACUGAGAUUUAUCAGGGAUCUACUACUUGCCAGGCUCUUAAGUUUGGUAAUAAGUUUCAUGAAUUGGAUCUUCGGGCUGGUUUGAAACUCCUCGUGCCGCUUAGAUGCGCCUGUCCGACGACGAACCAGGCUCGGAAGGGGGUCGAGUAUUUGGUUACUUAUUUGGUUGGCGAAGACGACACGGUUUUGGAAAUUGGGGAGAGGUUCAAUGUGAGCAAGAAGAGUGUUCUUGAAGCAAAUGGGUUUCAAGAGGAAGAUGAUCCAAAUCUAUUUCCAUUUUCAACGAUUCUAAUUCCAUUGUCAAUUGAACUAACAAGCUCACAGAUUCAAUUACCAUCCCCAUCUACCGCUGAUCGACCGGAGAAAGCGUCAUCGAGACAACAUAUUCUCGUCGAUAUCGCAAAAGGCGCUGGUUUCUUGACGGUAGUCAUUGCGGUUGUCGUUUUUGCAGUUUUUUUCAUUCGUAAAACCAGAGCAAAAGGGAUGACUUCUAAUAACGACAAGAACAUGAUAAGAAAAUGGACACCACCAGCUGAUAUUCGGGUCGAAAUCGCAGGCAUGGAGAGAGCUGUGGAAGUGUUCAAGUUCGAAGAGAUAACGAAAGCCACAAGAAGAUUCAGCCAAAAGAACAGAGUAAAUGGAUCUGUGUUUCGAGGAACGUUCGAAAACAAGACGAAACUAGUUGCGAAAAGAACCACAAUGGACACGAUUACAGAAGUUAACAUGCUAAAGAAAAUCCACCAUUUCAAUCUAGUAAAGCUCGAGGGUGUUUGCGAAAACGAUGGCGAUUUUUACCUUCUUUUCGAGUUCAUGGAAAACGGGUCACUAAGAGAAUGGCUCGAUAAAGGCAGCAGAAAAGAGAGACGGAGCUGGAGGACGAGGAUACAGAUUGCUCUCGACAUCGCUAACGGGCUUCACUAUCUUCACAGCUUUACACGACCUGCCUAUGUUCACAACAACAUCAACAGCAGCAAUAUCCUACUCAACAGCAAUUUACGAGCUAAACUUUCGAACUUCAGUCUAGCAAGAGUAACAGAGAGAGCCAUAGCAGCCUCUGUUUCGACCACAAAUCUCGUAGGGGCAAAGGGCUACAUGGCUCGGGAGGCGGGGCUCGUAACUCCAAAGACUGAUGUCUUUGCUUUCGGAGUGGUGGUUUUGGAGCUUGUUAGUCGAAAAGAGGCGGUUUUUCGGGAAGGAGGACGAGAGGUUCUACUUUCUACAACAAUGAUUCCCACCAUUGGAAACAAUGUCGAAUCUCGGCUAACUCGGUUUCUAGAUUCGAAACUUAAAGAACCUGGGAAGAUGGAGUUUGGUUUACAGAUGGUUAAACUAAGUGCAGCCUGCUUGAACCGAGAACCAGAACAGCGGCCGAGCAUGGGAGAGGUAGUAUCGACUCUACUAAAGAUUCAGGAUUGUUUACAGAAGCUAAAACCGUCGCCAUUGUCGUAUGGCGACCGAGAUGAACUCGAAGGAAGAACAGAGGCAGAGAUAAAUGUGGAACCAUAAGCAUUCAAAUAAAU